Messenger RNA from Vombatus ursinus (common wombat), 828 nucleotides. RefSeq names its product ladybird homeobox 1 (gene LBX1). Gene Ontology annotation, molecular function: DNA binding; DNA-binding transcription factor activity, RNA polymerase II-specific. NCBI's taxonomy places the organism in Eukaryota, Metazoa, Chordata, Mammalia, Diprotodontia, Vombatidae. The coding region runs from base 1 to 828 and encodes 275 amino acids. The transcript is spliced from 2 exons. Gene Ontology annotation, biological process: regulation of DNA-templated transcription. The record is from RefSeq and is a predicted model, not a curated record.
AUGACUUCCAAAGAAGAAGGAAAAGCGUCGUCUGGGGAGGAGCGGCGCCGUAGCCCCCUGGACCACCUGCCCCCUCCAGCCAACUCCAAUAAGCCACUCACUCCUUUCAGCAUCGAGGACAUUCUCAAUAAGCCGUCGGUGCGGAGAAGUUACUCGCUGUGCGGAGCGGCGCACCUGCUCUCCGCAGCCGACAAGCACUCCCCAGGCAGCCUGCCCCUGGCGGGCCGGGCCCUACUCUCGCAGACUUCACCUCUCUGUGCGUUGGAGGAACUAGCCAGCAAGACCUUUAAGGGCCUGGAGGUCAGCGUCCUGCAGGCAGCCGAAGGCCGCGACGGGAUGACCAUCUUCGGGCAGCGGCAGACGCCUAAAAAGCGGCGGAAGUCGCGCACUGCCUUCACCAACCACCAGAUCUAUGAACUGGAGAAGCGCUUUCUUUACCAGAAGUAUCUGUCCCCGGCCGACCGCGACCAGAUCGCUCAGCAGCUGGGCCUCACCAACGCGCAGGUCAUCACCUGGUUCCAGAACCGCCGCGCCAAGCUCAAGCGGGACCUGGAGGAGAUGAAGGCCGACGUGGAGUCCGCCAAGAAACUGGGGCCCAGCUCGCAGGUGGACAUCGUGGCUCUGGCCGAGCUAGAGCAGAACUCGGAGGCUGGAGGAGGGCGGCCCAAGUCUCGGCCCAACUCACCUGUCCUGCCGGCUGGCCCCCCUCAGGCCCCUGGGGCGGGCCACCUUCAGCUUUCCCCUGCCUCUCCCCUCACGGACCAGCCGGCCAGUAGCCAGGACUGCUCGGAGGACGAAGAAGACGUAGAGAUCGACGUGGACGACUGA